Purpureocillium takamizusanense is the source of this 978-nucleotide messenger RNA. RefSeq lists its product as uncharacterized. Lineage: Eukaryota; Fungi; Ascomycota; Sordariomycetes; Hypocreales; Ophiocordycipitaceae. The transcript has 2 exons. Gene Ontology annotation, molecular function: methyltransferase activity. Bases 1 to 978 code for a protein of 325 amino acids. The record is from RefSeq and is a predicted model, not a curated record.
AUGCCAGCACCAACUCUUGCAAAUUCAAGUGCUCAUGCCGAAGAACGUGACGAUGACAAUGACUCGACGUUUUCCGGUAGGGCUUCGUCUUUCUCAACCCUGUCUUCCGAAGCAUUGAACUACGAGUGGAAGUAUGGGCGGUCGUACCAUGGCUAUCGAGCUGGGAGGUACUGGUUUCCAAACGAUGAAACCGAGCAACAUCGACUCGAUUUGGUCCACAACGCCUUCCUCAACGCUUUGGAUGGGCGACUUAUUCUUGCACCAAUCAAUCCUCAUGGCGUUCGCAUCCUCGACGUUGGGACUGGUACAGGGAUAUGGGCUAUCCACGUUGCGGACGAACACCCAGGGGCAGAAGUCCGAGGAAGUGAUCUCAGCCCAAUCCAACCAGAUAUGGUUCCCCCCAAUGUUGAAUUUUUCGUCGAUGAUGUGGAACAGGAAUGGCUAGGCCAACCCUACGGUUUUAUACACUGUCGAAAUUUGGCUGGAGCCAUCGAAGACUGGCCACAGCUUGUAGGCCAGAUAUACGAUAACCUCAUCCCGGGUGGCUGGAUUGAGCUCCAAGGAUUUGUCAACGUGGCGUACUCAGAACGCGGAGAACUUCCAUCCGAUGACCCACUGGUGCGGUUAAUGGCAGGGCUCAAAGAAGCGGGCGAUUUCAACCGCAGGGAGAUGAACCCUGUGCCGCUGUUUAAAGAUUGGGUGGAAGCGGCUGGUUUCAUGAGAGUCAAAGAAGAGAGAGUCAAAAUCCCUAUCGGGUUGUGGCCGAAGAACGAAAACCUCCGAACCGCAGGUGGAUUCAUGGCGGCAAGUUACCGCCUGGGGAUCGGAGGAAUCACGGCUGUUCCCUUCAGAGAUAACUUGGGUUGGUCUGCGGCAGAGGUUGAGGUCUUCAAUGUGGAGGUGCGUGCGGCAGUUUAUCGGACAGACGCUCGGUACUACUUCGAGUUCAUAUCUGUUAUCGGGCAGAAGCCUAACUGA